AUGCGAAGGGCCGUGAAUCAGCUUCUCCCGCAUAAAUCCUCGCGUAUUCUGGGCGGGCCGCUUCAGCCUAAAAAUGCUGUGAAGGAGUUCUAUAUUGUUCUCGACAAUCCCCACAAAUUAUACCGACCGGGGGAGGAGUUGAGUGGACAGAUUAUUUUAAUACUGAAGAAGAAUGUGAUGAAUUUGAUGAUCAGUCUUUCUUUGGAGGGCCAUAUCAAGGUGAACUCCACAUCGCCACUGCGUUCGGAUAAAAAACAAAGUUUGUUCAAUCACAAAAUCCUUCUUUACGGCGAUACUGAGGAGACCGCGCUCACGUUUGGAGAACAUCGGUUUCCGUUUAUUAUCAAGCUGCCCAAGCGGAACGCGUACACCAGCAUUUCGUUCGAGAAGGGCGAAAUUAAAUACGGUCUGAAAUGCACCAUUGUUGAGCGAGAUAACCCAGACGUCGUACUGGCAACGUCUGAAAAGAUGUUUAGUAUUGUCAAGCCCAUCAACCUUACGCUUUUGCCCGAACCUCAGCCCAAGAUUCUCAGAUUCAAGACCACAAAAGGUAAACUGAACAAAACUCUGUCGUCAAUAUCGUCCACGUCGUCGCUUGCUUCGUCGGAAUCCAUGGAAGACAAUCUCGACAGCUACGUCCAAAUUAAGAUGAACAUCUCGUCAAUGGGGUAUUUGCGCGGCGAAUCAAUACCCGUUCGUUUGAACGUGAAGUGUCACAAGAAGAUAGCCAACACAGAGGGAAUAAUAGUCACCUUGAUCAGAAUUUGCCGACUGGAUCUGGGCCAAGACUAUGAGAUUCAAUCGUACAGAAAAGAUCUCAGCCAGUCCAUAGUCCCGCUCAUUGUCGACCCUGUCACGCUGACAAGCGAUAUUUCGACGAGUCUGAGGGUCCCAGUCGAUUGUUUUCCGACCAUUACCGCAAAUAUGGUGAGUUUCCAGUAUUACAUCGAGGUCCUGGUAAACCUUUCAAAUUCCAAGAUACGAGCCACCCAGGUAGGGUUUAUGGACGACGAGAUUAUCCAGAAGGACACGUCCAACAACAUCUACAACGUGGACAGGCUGAAGCGAACGAAAAACGUGCUUACACUCAAUUCCGAGAUUGUCAUUGGCACAGAACGAAAGUCGAGGGUGCGCAGAAAGAGCCGUCGUUCUUCUGUUCCACAGACGCCAUGUACGUCUAUAGAUUCGCCGCUUUCUCCGCAGGACACCAGUCCACCUUCGUCAUCGCUACAAUACUCCGCAAUCCCAGAAAGUUCUUCGGCCAACGAAAAAGAGGUGCUUCGGCUGCGUGAGCAGGCAUUGAUGCCCAGUGAGCCCCCAACAGAGCUCAAUGAUCUGGACUAUGCCCGCCCUCCGUCAGAAUUGCCACCAAUGCCUACCCCAGGGCCAUCGGACGGCCACACUGGGGAACAAUUCAAUGUACUUCUGGACGACGACACCGAAUACGCCACAGUACCGAUAUAUACCGAGCCAUGGAGCGAGGAUUGA
Molecule: messenger RNA, 1488 nt
Organism: Ogataea parapolymorpha DL-1
Lineage: Eukaryota; Fungi; Ascomycota; Pichiomycetes; Pichiales; Pichiaceae
Product: pH-response regulator protein palF/RIM8
Exons: 1
Coding region: 1-1488 (495 amino acids)
Biological process (GO): ubiquitin-dependent endocytosis
Cellular component (GO): cytosol; plasma membrane; cytoplasm
Molecular function (GO): ubiquitin protein ligase binding; protein-macromolecule adaptor activity
Source: RefSeq, a predicted model, not a curated record